AUGGCGCUUAAAUUUCAAAAAAGAAAGAUAUCUCCAACUACAAAUCCCAGAAAACCCGCAUUCGAGAAGUGGGAUAACUACAGGUCUGGGUUCUUCAGCCCUAGAAACCAGCAAAGUGAAAAUGAAGCUUUUUCAGAUGAAAGUGUAUCAAGAAUUUCCUGGAGCUCACCAUCUAGCAGUGACAGUGAUCUUCACUCAUCAGAGAAACCACCCAGACUAAAUUACCUUCAGAACCACCGUGUAGUGACCAGACUAAAUUUUGAUGACUGUGUCACCACAAAACAUAAGACACCACGAAAGAAGCGUGCAAAAGUUAGUCGUUUGUUUGUGAAACGUGAGCAAUCUGAGCCUAUUGUUGAUAUUGAGAACCAGAAGAGGGACUCCAUAGCAAUGAGCAGUGAGAUGUUACCGGUUGCUGUUGUAAAAGAUUUGUCAGUUUGUCCGCAUGUGGAUUCAAUGAAGAGUAAUGACAUCAGUUCAGAACCAAAGAAUGAUUGUCAUAUUGAAGAAGAAUCAGUCAGUGUUUUCCAAAAUGAUAGUCAUGAUUUGAGUAUGACCCAUACAUUAGAAAUAUCUAAUGAACAUUUUCAAAGGAACAGAGGGAGAACAGAAAAUGAUAGUAUACAUUCUUCAUCUGGUUGUCCCCGAUCAACUUCAGAAAGGUUAAUAAACGCAGAAAAUGAGUCCCAGUAUGCUCGCGGUCAUACUGCGUCACCUAAUUUAAAAUGUUCAGGUGCAUUACAAAAUGACUGUGGAUCUCCUGUGCUGGAUAUUGUGUCGGGAAGACUGUCAAAAUACUGUGCUAAAGAAACAAUUGUGCACAUGCCUCUUAAAAGGAAAAGUAAAGGUGAGGAACUCGUAACAAAGAAUUACGAGGUAGGCAACAGUUGUCUGUCACUUGACCAUGAAGCAUCAUUUCUGGAUGUAUCAGUGAGUCUAUUAUCAAAAGUACAUUCUCACAGACGAAAGCAAUCUUUGGUAAUACCAGAAGAGGAGCAGCAUGACAGUGUUAUGGAGAAAGAUUUUUAUUCAGCAAAUGAAGAUGUGCGCAAUGUGUGUAAUGUCAAUGUGAAAGGUGCUGUUAGAUUGUCCCAGUCUCCUGUACUUAGCGUGGAAGCUAGAACUAAUUCUCGUAGAAAACGCAUGAGGCGUUGUAGUGAGGAUAAGAGUGCAGAGCAGUUAGUUAAGCUACCAGUGUCACCAGUUCUUAAGACAAAAGCAAUAACUACUUCCCACAGGAAGCGACAAAAGUAUUAUAGCCAAAAAGGGGUAGAGGAAACGGUUGGCCCUUCACAAUCACCAGUACUAAAGAGAGAAACAAAUACUCUCCAUUGGAGGGAUUUCAAAAGAUCUAAACACAACAAGAAAGCCAAGGAAAAUGCAGGAAACCCUCUACAUUUAAGUACUAGACCCAACAUAUUGACUCCAGGAAAGGAGUCUCUUGUUUCAGAUAAAAAUAAUGUCUGUAAAUUACUCAAUUCUGACUUGAAGUUAGAGUUAAACACAGAAGACAAAAAGCUUUCACUAAAUUGUGAAAUCUGUGCUGUACAAUCUGAAAGCAAUUUAAUGCUUAAAACAGUUACUACAGACUCUGUUAAUUUUUUAAAGUCUGUACAGGCACAGGUGUCGAUCCCCAGUGAGCUAAAGGAUGGUAACACUACUCUAGAUAGACAUAGUCAUGCCGAAAGUGAUUUCAGCUCUGCUCCUCAGGAGUAUGUUCCUCCCCCUGAAAGCAAUAGCACUGAGUACACACAAACGUUAGAGCAGAACAGCUCAAGAAAUUCCCAGUAUUUAAGUACACAUUGUGUUUCACUUGCUACAGAGGACUGUGAUGGUACUUGUGCUGUUGAUGAAAAUAACUCGAGCGGUAUUCAGUUUGUGCAUAAUGAAGAGUCUAACUCGGAGCAGUCAGAACCUCUGCAAAUCUCAUUUCUCUCUCAGAAUAACUCAAACUUGCCAAGAGAGCCAUCAGUCACACAGACUGAUAGAAAAAUAUUUUAUCAUUUGAAUUCAGCUUUAGUCAACUCAAACCAUGAUUUUCCUGCAGGUUACAACGAAAACUUUAGCCAGAAUUUUACUCCAGAUAUUUCAUUUUUGACCCAAGAGCCAGAUUUAAAGUACAGCCCUCGAAAACCAGAAAAUUCCAUCAAAUUAUUGACAAUAUACAACAAGAGUUCAGAAGCUGUAUCUCCAAAAUUAUGCCAGAGUACGCAAGAUGUCAACAAACCUGCAAAACGCAAGCGUGUGAAACCUGUUAUGAAUCUGAAAUGCAUUAGAACAGUACAGAAAAAAGAAACUGAAGAUGAAAGUUAUCGGGCUAUUUGUAAUCAGCAGUUCCCAUCUUCUUUUGUGACUAUAGAACAUACAUCGUCACAAGAAGAAAAGGGGAGAUCCAGCCAGAACAUACAAGAUUCACAGGUCAUAUCUCAGCUGUCAUCACCAAUGAAGAAAUCAAAGUCAUGUGUCAGUUCACCAGACAGUUCAUUAGUGAAUGACAUUAUACCUAUGGAAUUGGGUACACUCAAACAAACAUCUGAAGUAAAAAUUUGCAUGGAUUCUGCAAAGAAGAAGAAGAAAAGGGUUAAGAAGAAUGGUUUGGCGAGUAGAUUACGGCAGCUGCUUGUACGCCGGAAGUCAUCUAUACGCAUGUGGCAGUAUCAGCAGUGCCUGGCGGAAAAGCGUCAUGCUAAGUACAGAGCAGUACAGUUCCUCGUGACUGCUGUUUGGACUGAGUUGAGUCGUACCAUCAUCAGAUGCAGAAGGCAUCUGCAGUCUCCUGAUACCAGAACAUGUGAGCCAUGUGAAGACCAGAAAGAAAGUUCACAAGAAGAAUUUGUUAAUACAGAUGUGAUAGUUGUUCUGGAUGGUGAUCAGGCAGUCACUGCACAUCUCAGGGCUGGUUCUAUAAUACAGAUUUUUCCUCCUUGGCAGAUAUUAAAAGUACAAAGGCUCAACAUUUCGAUCUUAAUGUGUAUGUCACAUUUUGAAGUUAUUUCAAUUAGACCAGAGAAAAAUUUAGCUACAAUACAAAAUGGAUCGAAAGAAGUGUUAGUAAACGAGGAAGAAUUUACUUGCAAAUGUUUAACAGGGAAUCAAAAUGAAGGGCAACUAUGUCAGUUCCGUCUGCCACGAAACAUCUUUAGGAUAUUUUUCAAUGAAGAAGAUCAGGAAUAUGGCAGAUGUGAGAGCCAUUUCAGUGGCGGAGCAAGUAGCAAUUCAAAAGGCACCAUUGCUGAAGCUCUUGCUGGUAGCUCCUUCCUGAUCAGUGGUGGCAUUGAACUAUGCAUCACUGUAGUAGGUGUGUUCUGUUACAGGCACCCAACUCAUAAAACUGGUGACUCAGAUAAUGACCACAAAUCAAAUCUCAUUUGGUCAAUUCUUGGGUUUGACAGAGCAAAAGAAUAUUGUGAAGUAGUGUUGGGUCAUUCACCCUGUUUAAAAUUUGAUAUGUCUAUGAAAGAACAACAUAAAACCCAACAAUGGGAAGAUUUCAUACAAGGCAGAGCCAUUGGGAAAAUGUAUAGGUUUACUGGGCUAAUGAUAGUAAACAAAGUUCUGCAUAAAAAGCCUUCAGGAUUGUGGACUUUACUGCAUGUGAGGAAAACGCCUUCAUUCUGUAAACUAUUUUGUAAAACGAAUGGCCAGACACCAGAAUUAACUAUAAGGUUUGAGACUGAUGCUAAUACAAAUGACAAUGGAAGUUUGAAUAUUAGUACAGUUACUACCAACAACCAGCCAAUACUAUACACUUUUUCACCUUUAUCUGAGGAGUGGAGCUGUACUUCCAUGGAAACAGAAACAAUAAGCCUUCUUGUGGAUAGCUUUCAGUAUAUUACUGACAUCCUAAGAAAAGUGACUGAGGAUAUGCAAGAAAGGUGUUCUGCAAUAAUAAAGCUAAUUUAUGUACAUGAAAACCUGUUUUACUGCACAGAUACUUCACUCAAUGUAACUAAUUGUGCUGGAGAUCAUUCAUCAUAUGUGAUUAUUAAAGUUCUCUCAACAUGUGUGGUACCUCAAGAGGCUGUGAAAGGGAAUAUUACUAUACUCUGCCUUCUGAAUGUUCUCCUUUCUGAAGGUAAACUCAUUGCUGACAAAUACACUCGGAUUCUCACAGUGCCUGGAAAGGAUGCAGAUGGCCCUGUUUUUGGUCUACCAUUCAAAUUUCCAGAUGAUUUCGUGGAAAGUAUAGCUGCCCAAAAGACACUUAUAAAGAAUUUCAGCAAAAUGUCUAAAGUGCUGGAUCUGGUGAAAGUGUCAGGAUGUGUCAUUGGUGUUGAUGAGGAUACGGCAUUUUCAUGGCCAACAUGUGAAAUUUGCGGUAGUGAUUUUUUAUCUGAAAUAGAAGGUGGUGGCUUCUACUGUGAAAAAUGCAACCAAGAAACAGAAACAAUUACAGCUAUGUCACUUGAAGUUAACAUUUCUUGUGUGGAAGUAUCAGAAGAGUCGAAAGUUAAAAUAAAGCUCCUGCAGAAGUCGAUUGCAAAUUUACUGCCUCCUGAACCAAGUGGAAGUGAAGGGUAUGACGUCCUUUCGGUCCUGGGCAAAUACAUAGGCCCAAUCACAUGUUUGGUAGUUAAAGUAAAUGAAGUGCUUUCGGUCAAAAGUUACCAUCUUGAUGAAGUAUUAUUGUUUGAAAAUAUUUGAUAAGUAUUUUUGGUCGUUAUGAAGCUAAAUGCUGAAGUGCUUCACUCCACCUAGAGCUAUAAGAACAUUUAGUGUUAGUCACUAGAAGAGUUAUUUAUUUUUGACUGUUACACUGCAUUUUUCAUGUUCGUAAUAUUACUUUGCUAAAGUUCAAAUGUUUUUUAACCUGGAAAGUACAAAUAAGCAUUGCAGAUGCUGUAAUAUGUAGACACUCCAUUGUUGGAGCUGUGCUGUUAAAUAUUGAUUUAUUUAUUAACUGUUGAUUUUUUGAAAAUAAUUAAGGUUUCAUUGUGUCUUUGAUUCAAUAAUUAUUUUGCUGCUACCUUGUGAAUUGCUACAUAAACAAAGAGAAUCAAAGGGUUUUAAAUAAGGUUCACUGUUGUGAUUGAAAUUUCCAAACACUCUUGAUAUAUUUGUGUAACAUUUUCCAUCACUUUCUUAAACUCCUUUACUUGAAUGCAGCCUUGAACAAUCACAGGUGAUUCUUUUGUUCAUCCUUUCUCAGUUGACUCACGUUGCAUGACAAACCAUAUUUAUAAAAUUUGUGUGUGGAGUACAUGUUAAAUUCUUUGCUUACCACUGGAGGAAAUAACUCAGUUAGCUUGUUUUAUAUGUAGGGUGCAGUGGUGUUUUAAGAAUUAUUGUUUUAAUGUAUCUGUCAGGCUAAGAUGAUAUAUUGAAUCAGAAGACUUAUCAAAUAGCUGCAAAUCUUUAUACUCCAUUAUUCAUUAACAAUUUGGCAUAAUAAUACUAUUACAAUCAAAUGCCUUCAAACAUUUCUCAGAAUUUUAAAUGUCUCAUUCUGCUCUGAAAGUACAUCUUCUCAAAACAGAGUUUAUAUGUCAUCUUUAACCAAACUGUCGCAGAAGAGUUAACUUUACCCAAAAGCUCUUGUUCCUUCCCGUUAAGGAAAAUUAUUAUCUGUAUUUAAAAGCGGAUCAUACCCACAAAUAUUCUCAUCUAUUUAUUGUUUGUUAUGAGUUUCUUACAGUGAACCCAAGACAAGAAGAAAAUUUGUAUAGCUUUGACUAUCAAAAUAAAAUAAAACAAUAUGCUGUCAGUUAGUUUCCAUAUAGAAAACUGAUAGUAGUUAAGGAUUUUCUUUAAUACUAUUUCUGGUAGGAAAUUCAUCUUUCAUAUUAUACUAUUUCUGUAUUUUAUCUGUUCAUGAUUCCAUCUUCAUUCACUUGUUGUACCUCGAAAGGUGAUUGUGCUGUAUUCUCUUGGAGCUAUCACAAUAAAGGACUCAAUUCCAAUUGCUCUGGAUGAACCAUAUGGCCUGGAUGGUGACCAGAGCAAACACCUUCCUAAUUAGAGUAAAAGACCAUGAAGUGAACCUAAACAAGCCACAGAGUUCUUUUGGUGACCACUGAGUUGGUUUGUUAUGAACUACUUGUCAAGUAAAAACCACCUGUUCCUUACAAAUCUUGUUGAAGAAAAGCGUAAAGAUAAUUAGAAUCUUUCUGCCUGUCAUUGAAAGCAAUUUUGGUGGCUGUUUGGAAAUGAAAACUUGAUCUGGCAGUCAUUACUCAUUUAAUUUGAGAGCCUGCUGACAUUUGCCAGCCUUCUGCUUUCUAUCUUGCGAACUGCAAUGGAAACUGUGUUACUGAACAUAGCAAAUAUUAACUUACUUACUGUAGUCACUUGACAGACAAAUGAUGUUUGUCUGAGGUAAGCUAGAUCAGGUUAUUUUGUUCAUUCACUUGGCCAAAGUGUGUUGUAGCAUGAAAUGAUUUAUCAAGAGUAAGAACAAAUAACUAUGAAUGAAUUGAAGACAAUAGUUAUGCCACAGUGCCAGUUCAGUGGAAUUUAUAACCCAGCAGAAUUUUUUUUCCCAUCUUGAAAAGGAUUGUGCAUCCUGAAAAGUUGCAUGAAGUAAGGUCACUAAAAAGCCUACAUUCAGAGUAUAGUAAAGGAUCUUCACUUUCUUCCGUGUAUUUUCCCCUAGGAUAGAUAUGGAUAGGUAACCCAUAUGCCCCCUCUGCUUUUCCUCUUGUUCUCAGUAUAAUGCCAUUGUCUAACCUUCCUUUAACUUUUUAGUAAUAUUUUCAUUGCUCUUCGGUAAUUUGCUUUUAUUAAAUGUACGCCCUGUUGAUUACAUUCCUGAGCCACUUUUACUUGAAUGUGUCAACAUUUUAUGCAUUUCAGAAGUUUCUUCUCUCACCUUACUUUCAUACAUAUAACUUAUUCUUGGUAUGAAUUGUCUUUUGUCACCUCUAAUUAAACCCAUCUGCAUUUUGUUUAGCUCUCUUAAUUAUUUUACUUACUCCAGUAACUAAAGGCCACAAUAGGUUAAAAUUGAAACUCACUGGCUGUGAAAUCUACUGUUCUGUUUUGCAAUAUUCUUUUACUGUUUUAAAUUGUACGUACUCGUUAUUAUCAGACACCCAGUUGUCAUUACAGACUAGCAUAUAAAGUCCAAAUCAGUGUUCGACAACAGCGUGGUGCUCUUACUCUUUUGAUGCCUUCUGCCCUUCUUUCCAAAGAACUAUUAUAUAUGGAUGCCCCAUGUGGAGUCUGACUGUGCAGAGCCUCAUUUCUUCAGUGGUUGGCACAUUGGACUUGCAUUCAGGAGGACUGUGGUUCAAGUCCCCAUCCAGCCAACCAGAUUUAGGUUUUCCAGGAUCUGUCUAAAUUGCUUAAGGCAAAUGCUGGUAUGGCUCCUUUGAAAAGGGUGCAGAUUAUUCCCUUCGUCGUCCUUUCCUAAUUUGAGCUUCUGCUCCAUCUCAAAUAACCACAUUCUCUUCAGGACAUUAAACACUAAUCUUCUGCCUUUAUUCUCUUUUCCCCUUUAAUUACUGAUAUUUGUUACCAUAGAGCAGUUACCAAUAGAGUUCCAGCAUAAUAGCUGCUGAAACUAUUCCAUUCCAUUCUGUUUGUGUUGUGAAGUGAGCUAGCAUUUGUUUCUACAGCAUGUUAUUGGGACUAUAAUCAUUAAGGAUAUUUCUCUUCUGUGAAAGUCCUUAUCUGUGGCAUUGCCUGUUAGAUACAAGUUUUAUCACAGCUGCCGUUUACAAGCUAAUAAAGAUGCAGACCAUACAGCAGGGUUUUAUGGCCGUAAUAAAAUAGAGAUAAUCAGAAAACACCCCUAAUAGAUACUGUUUUGUAGUUAUGAGAAAUAAUGUUUAUCAUAAAUGAAAUAUUCAGCACACAAAAAUGUGUCGUAUGAUUUCCAUACUUUUAGGACUGGAAAUAAAAGUUACUAUUCAAAAUGUUACCAUAUACUGUCAAAGCAGUAGACAGUGGACCUCCAGAUUACAUGCAGACCAUAUAAAUCAUGUUGUUAAAUCAUCAUAAAAUAUUAUUUAUGUAUACACAAAUUGUUUUAUUGAACCAGAUUUAUGCUAACAUUAUGUGAGAGUAUAGGAGAAUUCUGUAUUUAAUUUAAUUUUGUAUGUGGCUUAAAUAUUCUGUAAAUUGGUUAUUUUUAAAUAAUUUUUCCAUAUU
Messenger RNA from Schistocerca cancellata (South American locust), 8091 nucleotides. RefSeq lists its product as uncharacterized. Bases 1 to 4644 code for a protein of 1547 amino acids. Gene Ontology annotation, biological process: double-strand break repair via homologous recombination; regulation of establishment of protein localization to chromosome. The record is from RefSeq and is a predicted model, not a curated record. Gene Ontology annotation, cellular component: nuclear chromosome; nucleoplasm. The transcript has 14 exons. Lineage: Eukaryota; Metazoa; Arthropoda; Insecta; Orthoptera; Acrididae.